GGGAGCGGUUUGCGAUUUGGUGGACAUGCUUGGUGGAAAACCAUAAUUGUUGGUCAACCCACCCAGCCCAGAGAGCGACAUGGCAUGGAAUAAGCUACUACCCGUGCGUUCUACUCCAACAGUGUGCUCAUGGACUAUCCACUAAUGAAGCAGGACGGACGGGGAUAUAUUUACGUCGAAAAUGGCGCCAAAUACGGCAUGGAACCUGGUGUGGAAAAGGAAUCCGGUGAGAUAUAUGGCGUCUCAAUGUAUCACCAGAUCCAUUGUCUCGGUGUGAUUCGUCGACAUUAUUAUACCCUGGCAAUGGGGAUUCAGAAUGAUGCUCCAGCCGCAGUCAAAAAAGAAGCAGAGCGACAACUCCGUAACGAGCAUACAGGUCAUUGUUUUGAUUAUCUGAGACAAGCGUUUGAAUGUUCUGCCGAUAUGACCCUAGAAUGGCCGAGAACAGAGAAGGAUGGAAGACGGUUCCAGACGGAUGGAAGGGGUAUUCCUCACGUUUGCACCAGUAAGGUAAGGCUUUCCAUAUAUGAAGGUUACUCCAGCUC
Messenger RNA from Aspergillus pseudotamarii, 545 nucleotides. RefSeq lists its product as uncharacterized. Gene Ontology annotation, biological process: mycotoxin biosynthetic process. The record is from RefSeq and is a predicted model, not a curated record. NCBI's taxonomy places the organism in Eukaryota, Fungi, Ascomycota, Eurotiomycetes, Eurotiales, Aspergillaceae. The transcript is spliced from 2 exons. The annotation marks the transcript as partial.